This is a messenger RNA of Vollenhovia emeryi, 3809 nucleotides long. RefSeq names its product CTL-like protein 1 (gene Ctl1). NCBI's taxonomy places the organism in Eukaryota, Metazoa, Arthropoda, Insecta, Hymenoptera, Formicidae. Gene Ontology annotation, biological process: transmembrane transport. The record is from RefSeq and is a predicted model, not a curated record. Gene Ontology annotation, molecular function: transmembrane transporter activity. Gene Ontology annotation, cellular component: membrane. The coding region runs from base 159 to 2180 and encodes 673 amino acids. The transcript is spliced from 12 exons.
AACGGUUACGGCACUGGGCGUUGUACUCCGCGUACGGUGCGAAUCAAAAGGGACGCGCGCGCGGCGGCAACAAUAACGUCUCCGCGGGAACAGGUGCCUUGGCUGCUUGAGCGCGGUGGCGGCGGCGGCGACGGUGCGGGCGGUAACAGACGGAGAGGAUGUCCUGCUGCACCGGUAGCAAGAGCGAGGAGCGCGCCGAGCCGACGCGGGUGCGAGGAUGCACCGACGUCGUCUGGCUCUGCCUCUUCGUCGCGUUCUGGUUUCUCAUGAUCUUGAUCGCUGCCUUCGCGAUAGUCUACGGCAAUCCCAUACGGCUCAUAAAUGGAUACGACAGUUUCGGGAACACGUGCGGCGUGAAGAACAACCCAAAGUUCGGCAGCAUGGAGCUUUCCGGGCAAGAUACCAGCGACAAGCCAUACCUGUUCUUCCUGGAUAUAAGUAAUGUCACGCAGUCAUUGAAGAUUUGCGUGAAGAAAUGCCCCGACCGAAUUCUGUCGACCAUCGAGGACAUCUGUAAAUUUUACAAAGAGACGGGAUCGCAGCUGUGCCACGACAGGCCGGGCGGUGAUUUCAGCGCGUGCAAGAACCAGAGCAGUAUGUUCAAGAACGGGUCUUGCCCCGAGCGACCGGUCUACCCCAGCACGCCCGUUUUAAAUCGCUGCAUACCUAAGGCGGUGAAGGAAGUGAGCGAGACAAUAAUCUCCAACUUGUACGGCGUAAUCAACUCGUGGGACGUGAUCGAGCAGGUCUUGGGAGACCUGUGCAAAACCUGGAAGCACAUUCUGGCGCUGGCUUUCCUCGCCUGUGUUUUAUCUUUCUUUACGAUAGCCAUCUUUCAUUUAAUGGCAACUAUGGUGACGUGGAUUGUAAUCGUGCUUGUGAGCAUUGCUUCCACAGUUGGCACUGUUCUUUUAUGGAUGACGUAUGUUGAUAUUAAGAAAACCUUGGACAAAACUGAUCCAAACGAACUUCUUGAAGAAGCUGUCAGAAAUGAAAGAGCAUUUCUCGCAUUUUCCAUUAUCGCUACUAUUAUCACUGUAAUUUUACUGUUUCUUUCAUGUAUAUUACGCAAACGCAUCAGCUUUAUGGCGGCGCUGUUCAAAGAGAGUGCAAAAUGUUUAAAAGAACUACCGGGCCUAUUUGUCCAGCCAAUCUUAACAUUUAUAUCUUUGAUAUUGUUUUUUGCCUUUUGGGUAUUUGUAAUUCUUUGUCUUGCAACAGCAAAUUAUCCCGAGACAAAAUCAGUGCAGAUGUACAAAAACGCAAUAUUUGAUCCUGUGAACUUGAGCAUGAUUGGUGCAAACGCUCCAUUAAUUGAGGAGAAAAAAAUAGAUUUUUCUCUUGAUUCUUUCAAAACUUUCACUCUCGUGGAAUACGUUGACGCGACUUGGGUGAAAUACAUGUGGUGGGUGUAUCUUAUAGGACUGAUAUGGAUAUCGGAAUUUAUUGUUGGGUGUCAAGACAUGGUAAUAGCGGGUUCUGUUGCCCACUGGUACUUUAGAGGUAAAAACAGCAGCUCGUUUCCAGUGUGUUCAUCCAUAGGACAUUUAGUCUGCUAUCACAUGGGCUCCGUGGCGUGCGGAUCACUUUUGAUAACCAUUUUUAAGUUGCCUCGAUUGAUUUUAACGUAUCUGCACGCCAAAUUUGAAAAAACUAAGGAAACAUCUCCAUGCGCUCAGUGUGGCAUGAAGUUCUGCAUUUGCUGUUUCUACUGCCUGGAGAAAUUCAUUCGAUAUAUGAAUCAUAAUGCGUACACCGUUGUUGCUAUAGAGGGCACCCACUUUUGCAACGCGGCCAGAAUAGCCUAUACGACACUCGUCAAUAACGCUCUUCAAAUAGCCGUGAUCAAUGGAUUCGGCGAUUUUAUAUUGUUCCUGGGAAAGUGUUUCGUUACAGCUGCAACCGGAAGCGUCGCAUUGCUUCUCAUGAGACAAGAUCCUGAUCUACACUUUUACGCCAUUCCGAUCUUCAUCGUUUGCGUUUUUUCAUUUUUCAUCGCUCAUUGUAUAAUUUCUCUUUACGAGACGGUUAUUGACACGUUGUUCCUAUGCGUGUGCGAGGACAAGAAUUUGAACGGAGAAAACGGAAAGUGGCGUCAGUCUGCGUUGGCACAACUCGGAGCCUCUAGCAGCAAUGCAAACGGACAGCAGUCUCAAGAAAUGACACCGAUGAACGAAUAAGUAUCUGAUACCUUAAACAUAUCUUUUUCAUACACAUUUUUGUACACACAGUUUUUUUUAUAUAAUAGAAUACUUACUUUUGCAUUAUCUCACUCGUGCAUCUAAUAGGACUAAUAAGGACUAAUGAGAGUACAUUCCUUUCGAUGUUCACGCGUGCAAUGUUUGUAUUGCAAAUAACUUUACAAGAAACUUGUCUCGAGAGCUAUUUUUAUAAUGUGGUUAGAUAUAUUUCAAUCAUGUGAAGAUAUAUGUAUGAUCGUUCAUAACAUAUUUUUAAUAUAUUACGAGAUAUAUGGAUAACAAUACUAUUAUAAAGCGAAAUGUCUACUUCUAUCUAAUUGUACGUGAUUUUACAAUGUCGUAAUUUCUUUUUGUUUGGUGUUUAAAGUAUGAACGUUUAUCUCUUAGGACUAUAGGUUUUCUUUUGUGAUAAAUCAUUGCCAAAAUUUUUGGAAUUAUUGUUUAAUUUUUUGCUAUCUUAAGGAUGCUUGGAUAAUUUUAAUUGGUAUGCAAAAAUCUCGUAAUCGCACACACAACAAAUAAUUUACUAUUUGAUAAUGUGAACGAAUUAUGCUUGUUAACCAAAAUGGCGUCAAUUAAUUACGUACUUUAAGAUCAGCUUGUACUUAGCGCUAACUUUUGAUUUAACUGCCAGAUUUUAAGAUACUAAAUAAUAUUUUAUAAUAUUCACUAGAAUCAUUGAAAAAGAGAUUAAACUACGAUAAUGUGUUUUAUAAGAAUAUUUUAUUUUAUGGAAUGUGUGUAUUUUAUUGAUUAUUCAAUACUGUAUAUCGAAUUGAUGAUGCAAUGAGCAAAAUAUAGAUUAGAUUUAUUAGUCUUUUCUAAACUUUGUAUCAUCAGAGUGCCAUUGCACAAGCUAAAAACUCUGUGUCUUAAAGAUAUUUGUUGUAAUAAGAGAAUAAGGUACUAAUAUUUGUAGAUUUUAAAUGCACAUAAAAAAAAGGCAAGUGCAAGUCAAUGUUACAAAGAAAGUACAAUUAUUACAAAGACCUAUGCAACAAAGUGCAAUUAUUUGUAGUCGAAAAAUUUUCCAUGUGCAAGAUUAUUCAUUAUAUUGAUGUCGUAAAUGGAAAAUCUAUUUUCUAAACUUUACACAAUUUUCAUUCCUUCCAGAUAUUUUGAAAUAAAAUAAUUGAAAAUUUAAUUUACACCUUUAGAUGAUAAGAGGCUUUCAUAUUUUGAUGUACAAAAUAUUUUAAGCUAUUUUAAUAAAAUGUAUUAAGCAGCUAUUUGUACGAGAUAAGCUAAAAAUAUAUACACAUGUAUCUCUAAGAUAAAUUUAAAAUAAGCUGGACAUAUGAAUAACGAAGUACAAAAUAGUAUGAAUCAAGAAAUUCUCAAUAUUCAACGAUAUUAAUAAUACAUCACAUCACCGACCAGAAUAUUAAGCAGUGUAUUUUUCCCAAAUAUACAUGUUCGUAAUUGGAGAGAAAUUUUUGUCGGUAGAUUGUAUCUAAAGAAUUUGCAGGCACAAUACUUUUAAAGAAAAUUCAAAGUUUAUUAUAUAUUUAUACAUAUAUAUACUUAAUAUUGUGUAUGCGAUUAAUAUGUCGUAAGAUUAUUCAGUUACUCUUCAUGAAAUUAUACAUCAUAUGAAUAAAAUAAAAA